AUGGCCGACAUCCUGAGUAUCGGCGGUGAGCCAAUCUUCGACGAGCGCAUCGUCGGAAUAGAGACUCACACGUAUAACCCGUACGUCAACACGACGUUCGGACACAACGACGAGAUACGAAUACCCAUACAGCAGCAGGAUCUGUAUACACUGCCGUGCGAAAGUUUCCUGUACGUCGAGGGACGACUCAAUGACGACGGCGCGACGAAUGGGGAAGAAUACGCGAAAUUAGUCAACAACUGCGUCGCGUUUAUGUUCGACGAAAUUCGUUACGAGCUCGACGGCGUGGAGAUCGACCGGUGUAGAAACGUCGGCAUAACCAGCACGAUAAAGAACUACGUGUCGCUGACCGUCGAACGAGCCAGAAAACUGCAGAACGCUGGAUGGAGUUAUCCGACGAGCGAAUCAAAUCUGAACAACGCGUCCCAUCAAUUCAAUUUUUGCGUACCUUUGAAUAUUCUUUUGGGUUUCUGCGAGGACUACAGACGCGUGGUGAUAAACGCGCGACACGAGCUUAUCCUGAUACGUUCUCGUAGCGACCACAACUGCGUCGUAGAUCCGAAGAAGACCGUGCCGAGAGAUCCGGCCAAAGAUCCUAAAAUUACGUUAUUGAAAGUGCAAUGGCGUAUGCCUCACGUGGCGCUGAACGAC
This is a messenger RNA of Temnothorax curvispinosus, 651 nucleotides long. RefSeq lists its product as uncharacterized. NCBI's taxonomy places the organism in Eukaryota, Metazoa, Arthropoda, Insecta, Hymenoptera, Formicidae. The annotation marks the transcript as partial. The transcript has a single exon. The record is from RefSeq and is a predicted model, not a curated record.